Molecule: messenger RNA, 1067 nt
Organism: Ixodes scapularis (black-legged tick)
Lineage: Eukaryota; Metazoa; Arthropoda; Arachnida; Ixodida; Ixodidae
Product: peptidase M20 domain-containing protein 2-like
Exons: 3
Coding region: 85-678 (197 amino acids)
Molecular function (GO): dipeptidase activity
Source: RefSeq, a predicted model, not a curated record
AUCCGGUUCCGUGGACGGACUGCUCACGCGGCCGCGUCUCCCUGGGAAGGCCUCAAUGCCUUGGACGCAGCCGUCACUUCUUACAUGAACGUCUCCGUGCUUAGGCAGCAGAUGAAGCCUGAGUGGAAAGUACAAGGGGUGAUGCUGAACGCCGGCAAGUACCCGAAUGUCAUUCCGGAGGAGAGCGAACUCAGGUACCAGGUCCGGGCCCCGAACACGGAUGAACUGAACCUGCUGGUCUCCAGGGUCGAAGCGUGCUUUAGGGGCGCCGCUGAAGCCACGGGAUGCUCGGUGGACAUCGCCAAGGGAAUCAAGUACAAGCACAUGAUUAACAAUGGCACCAUCAUCGACGUCUUCCAGAAACACGCUGAGGCUCUUGGCAUGGUCUUUGAGGACGCCGAUCCGGCAGUGGCGAAGAGAACCGGGGCUUCGACGGACACGGGCAACGUGUCUCAGCAACUGCCCACCGUGCACCCCGUGUUCGCGAUUCCAUCGAAGGGGCGCAACCACACCCGAGAGUUUGCCGCUGGUGCGGGCGACACCGGCGCCCAAGAACCAACUCUGAAGGUGGCCCGGGCCAUGGCGCUGACGGCUCUCGACUUGCUCGCGAACCCUGGACUGAUCGGCCAGGCUAAAAAGGAGCUGACGCUCGCCACCGCCUUGACGACAAAUAAGUAACCAUGUACUUGGGACUUAUUGAUGGAUUGCCAAUGGCAUGAAUGCCUAAAUAUACCUAUAAUGAUUGUUAUGUUUCAUCUUCAGAGCACACUGAAUUAUUGAUGAGGCCCGGUUUGUUUAUGGGCAAGACAUUCAGUCCUACCCGAAACAAUAAAAUGUUUAUUUAGAUGCGUUAUAUGAGUUAAAAGUAAGUGUGUUGCGUCCAUGUUUAGACAGCUGGAAGUUGGCCAGUUCCAAUGGGCGUCUGACUUUGGUUUGCUAUGUUAUGUUUGCUUGCUACUUCCGCCCCUGCAUCUUUGUAGCGUACAUGAUUUAAUUGUCUGCGCGUUUCUCGGUGUGUUUCAUGUCUUAAAGUGUUCAGUGUCAGUAAAAUUUUCUUUAUAAGCGAA